Culicoides brevitarsis is the source of this 2745-nucleotide messenger RNA. RefSeq names its product V-type proton ATPase 116 kDa subunit a 1 (gene Vha100-1). The transcript is spliced from 8 exons. Gene Ontology annotation, cellular component: vacuolar proton-transporting V-type ATPase, V0 domain; vacuolar proton-transporting V-type ATPase complex; plasma membrane. Gene Ontology annotation, molecular function: ATPase binding; proton-transporting ATPase activity, rotational mechanism. The coding region runs from base 96 to 2702 and encodes 868 amino acids. Lineage: Eukaryota; Metazoa; Arthropoda; Insecta; Diptera; Ceratopogonidae. The record is from RefSeq and is a predicted model, not a curated record. Gene Ontology annotation, biological process: proton transmembrane transport; vacuolar acidification.
CAGAAAUACUCGUUGGGAUUAAAGGAGAAAAUUUUUUGUGUAUCAAUUUAAUUGAUUUGUGUUGUUAAUUGUAAAAUCAGGUCUUAGCGAGCAUCAUGGGCUCGUUAUUCCGCAGCGAGGAAAUGACCUUGUGUCAACUCUUCCUCCAAAGCGAGGCAGCAUAUGCCUGCGUUAGUGAAAUGGGUGAACUUGGGCUUGUGCAGUUUCGUGAUUUGAAUCCCGAAGUGAACGCCUUUCAGAGGAAAUUCGUCAAUGAAGUGCGACGUUGCGAUGAGAUGGAGCGGAAAUUGCGGUAUUUGGAGAAGGAAAUCAAGAAGGAUGGGAUUCCGAUGUUGGAUACGGGAGAAAGUCCCGAGGCACCGCAACCGAGGGAAAUGAUUGAUUUGGAGGCAACCUUCGAAAAACUCGAAAACGAGUUGAAAGAAGUCAAUCAAAAUGCGGAAGCCUUGAAACGAAACUUCUUGGAGUUGACUGAACUCAAGCACAUCCUCCGGAAGACUCAAGUGUUCUUCGAUGAGACAUCACUCUCUGGUUAUUACGGUGCCGGUGGUAGUAAAACACCAUCUUACUCUGUACGCUAUCGAUCACAGAUGGCCGAAUCACAUCGAGAAGAAGAGCAAGUUAAUCUGUUGGGCGAAGAGGGAUUACGUGCCGGCGGCGCACAAAAUCUUAAACUUGGUUUCGUGGCUGGAGUAAUUCUUCGUGAACGAUUGCCGGCUUUUGAGCGGAUGUUGUGGCGUGCCUGUCGUGGCAACGUUUUCCUUCGUCAAGCAAUGAUCGAAUCUCCAUUAGAGGAUCCAUCAACUGGUGACAACGUCUACAAAUCUGUCUUUAUCAUCUUCUUCCAAGGUGACCAGUUAAAAACUCGCGUAAAGAAAAUUUGCGAAGGCUUUCGCGCAACCUUAUAUCCCUGCCCCGAAGCCCCCGCCGAUCGUCGUGAAAUGGCAAUGGGUGUCAUGACGCGCAUCGAGGACUUGAACACCGUGUUGCAACAAACGCAGGAUCAUCGUCAUCGUGUUUUGGUUGCUGCCGCCAAGAACCUCAAAAAUUGGUUCGUCAAAGUACGCAAAAUCAAGGCAAUCUAUCACACCUUGAACCUGUUCAACUUGGAUGUCACGCAAAAAUGUUUGAUCGCGGAAUGUUGGGUGCCUGUUCUCGACAUGGAAACGAUUCAACUGGCUUUGCGUCGCGGCACGGAGCGUUCUGGGUCCUCAGUGCCCCCAAUUCUCAAUCGAAUGGAAACUUUUGAGGCACCGCCGACGUAUAAUCGCACGAAUAAGUUCACGAAAGCGUUCCAAGCGUUAAUUGAUGCUUAUGGGGUAGCAAGUUAUCGUGAAAUGAAUCCAGCUCCUUAUACAAUCAUCACUUUUCCGUUCUUGUUUGCUGUCAUGUUCGGCGAUUUGGGUCACGGAGCAAUUAUGAUGCUUUUUGGAUUAUGGAUGAUUUUGAAGGAGAAACCGUUGCAGGCGCAAAAUAAUCAAAACGAGAUCUGGAAAAUCUUUUUUGGAGGUCGUUACAUUAUUUUCCUCAUGGGAUGCUUCUCGAUGUACACGGGGCUCAUCUACAACGACAUUUUUUCGAAGUCUUUGAACUUGUUUGGGUCCCGAUGGAAGAUUAACUUGGAUAAUUCGACCGUUAUGAGCAAUCAUAUUUUCCAACUUGACCCGAAAGAUCAAUAUGUGGGCACGCCAUACCCCUUUGGGAUGGAUCCCGUGUGGCAAGUUGCUCCGUUGAACAAGAUUAUCUUCCAAAAUGGCUACAAAAUGAAGAUUUCCAUCAUUUUUGGAGUGAUUCACAUGAUUUUUGGUGUCGUCGUUGGCUACUUCAACCACAAAAACUUCAAUAAUCGCAUGGCGAUUUUGUGCGAAUUUAUUCCGCAAAUGAUUUUCUUGGUCUUCCUGUUUUUCUAUCUCGCUUUCAUGAUGUUUAUGAAAUGGACCAAGUACUCGGCUGAUGCCAAAGACCCGAUGUAUGGCUCUGCAUGUGCGCCCUCCAUCCUAAUUACGUUUAUUAACAUGGUUUUGAUGAAAUCGCGUCCCGAACCGAUUCCCGGCAAUCCGUGCAGUCCCUUUAUGUAUGGCGGGCAAUUUGUGUUGCAACGUUUGAUGUUACUUUGUGCGCUCGUUUGCAUUCCGUGGAUGUUGUUGGCGAAGCCGUACUUGAUAAUGAAGGCACGUAAGGAAGCAGCUCAUCAACCGAUGCCUCAAAUUCAACAAGAUGGCGUCGAUCCAGAGUCAGGAGCACAAUUGACGCAACAACCGGCGAAUGGAGGACCUGGACAUGGAGCUGAUGGCGGGCAUGGAGGACAUGCCGAGGAGGAGAUGUCGGAAAUUUUCAUCCAUCAGGGCAUUCAUACGAUUGAAUAUGUUUUGGGAAGCGUUUCUCAUACUGCGUCGUAUUUGCGUUUGUGGGCGUUGUCGCUUGCUCAUGCACAACUGGCUGAAGUAUUAUGGAACAUGGUCCUCAAAAACGGCUUGCAAGCUGACGGAUGGCUCGGAGGCGUCGCAACUUGGGCAAUUUUCGCAUUUUGGGCUGUCUUGACUGUUGGAAUUCUCGUUUUGAUGGAAGGCUUGUCUGCUUUCUUGCAUACUUUACGUCUUCAUUGGGUCGAAUUCCAAUCGAAAUUCUACCAAGGACAGGGUUACGCAUUCACCCCAUUCGCAUUCGAGACAAUUCUUGAGACGCAUGGCGCGGAGGAGUAAACCAAAAAAGAAAAAUUAUGACAAAAAUAGCUAUUUAACCCAC